AUGGAAGAAAAGGGAAAGCCGAUGAACAAUGAGGGAAUGGAGGAACGACAUAGAGGGCGCAGCAGAGUUCCUUAUAUUGCAGGUGCCAACAGCCAUUUCAUUCUAAGCGUUGAGAAAGAUGGAAGAGAAUUCUUUGAUAUUACUCCUUUACCCCAAGAGGUUUUCGGUGAAGCCACAGUGAUUCUUCGUGUAAACAACUCAGAAAUGUUGGAUUUUGAGAAAACAAAAGAAAUCGAUUUCCAGGUCGUGGCCCGGGAAGUGGACACACCGGAGAAGCGUUCGAGUUCAGCAACAGUCUUGCUGAAAAUCCAAGAUAUGAAUGACAAUGCACCGGUGUUUAGGAGCGAUACCUAUGAUCUGCAUGUGAAGGAAAAUGCUCGGAUCGGAACUGUGAUAUCGCAAAUAACGGCCACAGAUGCGGACGUAGGAGACAAUGGACGUGUAAGUUACUAUCUGAAAGGAGCCAUGAAAAGGUAAUUUUAUUCGUCUGUUCAUUUUUAUUGAGACAAGUUAGC
Messenger RNA from Octopus sinensis (East Asian common octopus), 515 nucleotides. RefSeq names its product cadherin-related family member 1-like. Gene Ontology annotation, cellular component: plasma membrane. Lineage: Eukaryota; Metazoa; Mollusca; Cephalopoda; Octopoda; Octopodidae. Gene Ontology annotation, molecular function: calcium ion binding. Gene Ontology annotation, biological process: homophilic cell-cell adhesion. The transcript has 4 exons. Bases 1 to 477 code for a protein of 158 amino acids. The record is from RefSeq and is a predicted model, not a curated record.